Parathielavia appendiculata is the source of this 2763-nucleotide messenger RNA. RefSeq names its product P-loop containing nucleoside triphosphate hydrolase protein. The coding region runs from base 117 to 2405 and encodes 762 amino acids. Gene Ontology annotation, cellular component: spliceosomal complex; intracellular anatomical structure. The record is from RefSeq and is a predicted model, not a curated record. The transcript has 2 exons. Lineage: Eukaryota; Fungi; Ascomycota; Sordariomycetes; Sordariales; Chaetomiaceae. Gene Ontology annotation, molecular function: ATP binding; RNA helicase activity; RNA binding.
CAACCACAGAAAAAGGUUGUUUGCAGCCUCGUGAACCAAAGCAAGGCAGCAUCAACACGGUUGCCACUCGCUCACCGCUAGCACAGAGCCUGCAAAGCCCGAUUUGCAUCCCUGAGAUGGCUUUCAAACGAUCGAGUGCCGAAAGGGAGGAUACCCAGGAUUCCAAGCGACAAAAGACGAACGGCGACGGCAGCUCGACAAUGGAUCCAAAACAGAACCCUUACCUUGCGCACCAGUACGAGGACGACCAAAAUGGCUUCAAAUCACCACUUGACGAAUUUGAGCGACAUAAGACGACGGCCGUGCAGGCCGCAAAGGCUGAGGAUUCGGAUCUCAACCCGUGGACCGGCCUUCCUCACUCGCAGCAGUACUUCAAGAUCCUCAAGACCCGCCGCGACCUGCCCGUGAACAAGCAGCGGCAAGAGUUCCUCGACAUGUACCACAGCACCCAGAUCCUCGUCUUCGUCGGUGAGACGGGUUCCGGUAAAACGACCCAGAUUCCACAAUACGUCCUCUACGACGAGCUGCCGCAUCUGACGGGAAAACUCAUUGCCUGUACCCAGCCAAGGAGAGUGGCGGCCAUGUCGGUCGCUCAACGUGUCGCUGAUGAACUCGACGUGAAGCUGGGCGAGGAGGUCGGCUACAGCAUUCGUUUCGAGAACAAGACAGGCCCCAAGACGCUGCUGAAGUACAUGACGGAUGGUCAGCUGCUGCGCGAGGCCAUGCACGACCACGAAAUGUCGCGCUACGGCUGCAUCAUCCUCGACGAAGCCCACGAACGCACUCUCGCAACCGAUAUCCUCAUGGCGCUGCUCAAACAGAUUGCCGAGAGGAGGAAAGACUUGAAGAUCAUUGUCAUGUCGGCCACCCUUGACGCCCAAAAAUUCCAGACAUACUUCUACAAUGCGCCCCUGCUCGCUGUGCCCGGCCGGACGCACCCUGUUGAGAUCUUCUAUACCCCGGAGCCGGAGCGCGACUACGUUGAGGCAGCUGUGAGGACAGUGCUGCAGAUCCACGCGAGCGAGCCUGAGGGCGACAUCCUCCUAUUCCUGACGGGUGAGGAAGAGAUUGAGGACGCCUGCCGGCGUAUUAGCCUUGAGGUGGAUGACAUGAUCCGGGAGUCGGACGCCGGGCCGAUGGCCGUCUACCCACUGUACGGCACACUGCCGCCACACCAGCAGCAGCGCAUCUUCGACAAAGCACCGGAGCCCUUCCGUAAGGGUGGCCGGCCUGGCCGGAAGUGCAUCGUCGCGACCAACAUUGCCGAAACAAGUUUGACAAUCGAUGGUAUCGUCUAUGUCGUGGACCCGGGGUUCAGCAAGCAAAAGAUCUACAACCCUCGCACGAGGGUAGAGUCACUUCUCGUCUCCCCCAUCUCCAAGGCAUCUGCACAACAACGUGCCGGUCGUGCCGGUCGUACACGGCCCGGUAAAUGCUUCCGGCUGUACACCGAGAAGGCAUUCAAAAAGGAGCUCAUCGAGCAGACAUACCCAGAAAUCUUGCGGUCCAACCUGGCCAACACGGUGCUCGAGUUGAAGAAGCUCGGCGUCGAAGAUUUGGUGCACUUCGACCUCAUGGACCCGCCAGCCCCCGAGACUAUGAUGCGCGCCUUGGAGGAGCUCAACUACCUUGCCUGUCUGGACGACGACGGCGAGUUGACAAGCUUGGGCAGCCUGGCAUCGGAGUUCCCCCUCGACCCGGCCCUCGCCGUCAUGCUCAUCUCCUCCCCGGAGUUCUAUUGCUCCAACGAGAUCCUUUCCAUCACCGCUCUCCUCUCGGUCCCGCAAAUAUGGGUGCGUCCAAACAACGCGCGCAAGCGUGCCGACGAAAUGAAGCAGCAAUUCGCGCACCCGGACGGCGACCACCUCACACUACUCAACGCGUACCACGCGUACAAGGGCGCCGAGCAGGCGGGCGAGGACGUCAAGAAGUGGUGCCACGAUCACUUCCUUUCGUUCCGGCACCUGUCGAGCGCCGACAACGUGCGGGCGCAGCUGAAGCGCAUCAUGGAGACGCACGGCAUCGAGCUGGUCAGCACACCGUUCCAGAACAAGGAGUACUACAUCAACAUACGGCGGGCGCUGCUGGCGGGCUUCUUCAUGCAAGUUGCCAUGCGUGAGAGUUCCAACUCCAAGGUAUACAAGACGGUCAAGGACGACCAGCUCGUCAUGAUCCACCCGGGCACCGUCGUCACGAGCCCGUACGACUGGGUCGUGUACAAUGAGUUUGUGCUCACGACCAAGCAGUACGUCAGGACCGUGACCAAUAUCAGGCCCGAGUGGCUUCUUGAAAUCGCACCCAACUAUUACGACCUCGAAACCUUUGAAAAGGGCGAGAUCAAGUCGGCCCUGACGCGCGUUGCGGAAAAAAUUCGCCGCCGUCAGGCUAUGAAGGGCGGCAAGUGAGCCGGCUUUGACGCGAACGCUGGCUGGGUGUGGCGCCGUCCAAGGGGCAUAGAGGAGAGCGAGAGGAAACGAAUCGACGUCAGGGAUCAUGUCAUCGGUUGAGGUGAUUGUUCGAUCAGAUGGGAUGCCAGGUAUAUCACUAGACAUGGUAGAUUUUGGCAGUGGUUGGGCGGCUACAAAUGCUACACCCAUGUUGUGUUGCAAGUCCUAGUUUGUAUUAUUGCCAACAACCUGGCCCGAGGAGUUAUGGUGCAUAGAGAGUGUUGCAUGGUAGAGAACUUCAGACGGGGGUAGAAAUCCGAUGUCCAGACGACAAGGGCCAAUGAAGCAGCUUCACGUUUCGGGGCUUGCUGAACCU